Messenger RNA from Oncorhynchus kisutch (coho salmon), 1224 nucleotides. RefSeq names its product zinc finger protein 135-like. The annotation marks the transcript as partial. Gene Ontology annotation, biological process: regulation of transcription by RNA polymerase II; embryo development. Gene Ontology annotation, molecular function: DNA-binding transcription factor activity, RNA polymerase II-specific; RNA polymerase II transcription regulatory region sequence-specific DNA binding. Gene Ontology annotation, cellular component: nucleus. The transcript has a single exon. NCBI's taxonomy places the organism in Eukaryota, Metazoa, Chordata, Actinopteri, Salmoniformes, Salmonidae. The record is from RefSeq and is a predicted model, not a curated record.
AUACACCUAAAAAUAUACACAGGAGAGAAUCUGUAUUCCUGCACUGACUGUGGGAAGAGAUUUACAACAUCAGCUCAGCUAAAAGUUCACCAGAGAACACACACAGGAGAGAAGCCUUACUCCUGCUCUGACUGUGGAAAUGGUUUCUCUCGACUGAGCAACUUUAAAACACAUGAACGUAUACACACAGGAGAGAAGCCUUACUCCUGUUCUGAUUGUGAAAAGAGUUUCUCUCAAUCGAGCUAUCUAAAACAACAUGAACGUAUACACAAAGGAGAGAAGCCUUACUUUUGCUCUGACUGUGGAAAAUGCUUCAUAACAUCAGCUGUUCUAAAAGUUCACUGGAGAACACACACUGGAGAAAGGCCUUACUUCUGCUCUGACUGUGGAAAGAGUUUCUCUCAACUGAGCCACCUAAAACAACAUGAACGUAUACACACAGGAGAGAAGCCUUACUCCUGCUCUGACUGUGGAAAAUGUUUCACACAAUCAUCUGAGCUAAAACUUCAUCAAAGAACACACACCGGAGAGAAGCCUUACUCCUGCUCUGACUGUGGAAAUAGUUUCUCUCGACGGAGCAACUUUAAAACGCAUGAACGUAUACACACAGGAGAGAAGCCUUUCUCCUGCUCGGACUGUGGAAAAUGCUUCAAACAAUCAUCUGAGCUAAAAGUUCAUCAAAGAACACACACUGGAGAGAAGCCUUACUCCUGCUCUGACUGUGGAAAUAGUUUCUCUCGACGGAGCAACUUUAAAACGCAUGAACGUAUACACACAGGAGAGAAGCCUUACUCCUGCUCUGACUGUGGGGCGAGUUUCUCUCAAUCGAGCCACCAAAAACAACAUGAACGUAUACACACAGGAGAGAAGCCUUACUUCUGCUCUGACUGUGGAAAAUGCUUCAGAACAUCAGCUAUUCUAAAAGUUCACCAGAGAACACACACUGGAGAAAAGCAAUACUUCUGCUCUGACUGUAGCGCGAGUUUCUCUCAACGGAGCCACCUAAAACAACAUGAACGUAUACACACAGGAGAAAAGCCUUACUCUUGCUCUGAUUGUGGAAAAUGCUUCUCAACAGCCACUAUUCUAAAAGUUCACCGGAGAACACACACUGGAGAAAAGCCCUCUGCUCUGACUGUAGGGUGAGUUUCUCUCAACUGAGCCACCUAAAAAAACAUGAACGUAUACACACAGGAGAAAAGCCUUACUCUUGCUCUGACUGUG